Molecule: messenger RNA, 2819 nt
Organism: Alligator sinensis (Chinese alligator)
Lineage: Eukaryota; Metazoa; Chordata; Crocodylia; Alligatoridae
Gene: UBOX5
Product: U-box domain containing 5
Exons: 5
Coding region: 623-2083 (486 amino acids)
Biological process (GO): protein polyubiquitination
Cellular component (GO): nucleus
Molecular function (GO): ubiquitin-ubiquitin ligase activity; ubiquitin protein ligase binding
Source: RefSeq, a predicted model, not a curated record
CAUAGUGUUGCAAAAGGCAAAUCUCCUGGGGGCUGCAUUAAUAAGAGUAGUACGAAGGGCAUUUGCAGUAUAUUCUGACACAAGCUGGAUGGAGUCUGGAGGAGAAUAACAAGAACAAUAUACUUAAAAGACAUGACCCACAGCAGAAGAGUUGAAGGGCCUGCUGCUUUUUUUUUAAACAAACAAAAAAAAGAGAGAGAGAGAAGGCGAAAGGGGGCAAACACAUUUUAAUAUGCAGCGUUGCAUCAAUAAUAAAAUAUAAACAUGUUGAGGAUCAUGAUCAGUUGCCCACCAUGAAGAAAGGACAAGAGGAAAUCAGCUUUAUUUGCACCAAAGAUGAUUGAGAUGUCCAGUUUGCAGCUGCGCAACCUUGAAAAUGCCUCUUUUUGCUUACCUGGAUGCAGUGCGACAUUGAGCAUUGCUUUCAUGAGAGCAUCUGAUUUGGGAAACAACCAGGCAGGCAUCGGCGUAGCCGAACUUCCAAGCUCGGCUCUUUCAGGAAGUGAUUGAGAUCCACCCCUCCUUCAACCCCCGGUUGAAUUGGGCCCUUGAAUCACCAUUUCUGACUUCCAUAGACAGCUGAUUCGGACACUUGGAAGCUGACCGCUCUCAAACUGCCAAGAUGGUCAUAAAUGCCUGCCUCCCACAGUUCAAGCCAAGGAUUCACUGCAACAAGAUUUCUGCCGACGGAUAUGAAGUGGAGAACCUCAUCUCUGAAGACCUGGCGAGGAGAAACCGGGGCUUUCGCAGCGAAUAUUUUAUCAAACCUCCGGUCCACAUCACCAUCUCCUUUCCCUUCAACAUAGAGAUCUGCAGGAUUAACAUAGAUAUCUCGUCGGGAGGCUACCAGACCUUCACUGGGCUCGAUAUUUACACGUCUACCUCAGCCAAUAAGACCUCUGGGAACAGCCCCGAGGGUCAGUUCUCGCCUCUGGCCGGUCAGCCGGUGUCAGAUAAAGACGUGUUCACCCUGGUGGGGAAGGCUGUGCUCAAAAAUCAAAGCAGAGUGACUUUCAGCCACAGAGGCUUCAAGCUGAGGCCUCCCUUCCAUCAGAUGGAAGCUGGCUUCUCCUACCCAGGAUCUGCAUCUCAAGACCUGUGGAAUAAAGGCCCAGCCUCACUCAGCAACGUAUCGCACUUAAAGAUUUGUAUCACCCACGUAGCGGGAGGUGGCCUGCCUUGCAUUAAGAGGCUGGAGGUCUGGGGCCAGCCAGCCAAGUCGUGCCCCCCAGAGUUGGUCGACGGUGUGUUCCAAGUGGCUUCUGGGUGCCACGCUCAGGACUUUGGCGGCAUAAAGCCGGAGCCGUGGACGCCAAUGGAAAGUGACUGUGUGCCCUUUAGCAAUGCUGACAGCGAGCAGCAGACUCUCCGGAAGCUGGUUGAUGUUAUUCAGGAUAUCCCUGAAGAGUUCCUGGACCCCAUCACUCUGGAGAUAAUGCCUUUCCCCAUGCUGCUGCCCUCGGGCAAGGUGAUCGACCAGAGCACCUUGGAGAAAUGCAACCGGAGCGAGGCCUCCUGGGGGAGGGUGCCCAGCGACCCCUUCACGGGAGUCGCCUUUAGCCAGCACUCCCAGCCUCUGCCUCACCCGACGCUGAAGGCAAGGAUAGACCACUUCCUCCUGCAGCACAGCAUCCCGGGCACCAACCUUCUCGGCAGGGCGCAGGACUCUGAAAUGGUUGCACCUUCUUCCCUCACGAUAUCUUCUCUGAAAAGGAAAAUGGACUGUAUGGAGCAAAGUCCCCAUGACGGCAGCCGCCUGGAACCUUCCUAUUUUUCUACUGCAAACUUACUAGUCACGUCUACCUCAGAGAGCAGUGCGAAAAAAAUGAAAACUGAGAGCGACUCGCACUCGGCCCAGAUGGACUGUUCAACAGAGCACGACAGGAGCAGCCAAGUCCACGCCUGCGCUUCCUGCGGUAAAACAUUUUCCGCUUACUUCAAAACAGAGCCCGUCUACCAGCUUCCCUGCGGCCACCUCAUGUGUCGUCCGUGCUUAGCCGAGAAGCAGAAGUCCUUAUCGAUACUGUGCAUGAAUUGCAAAAGGUCAGUGGCCACCCACGAUGUGCUGAGGGUCCACUUCUAGCUCCUCUCCGUGGCUAUCGAAAGGUUGUGGCUGGAGAGCCCCCGGGAUGGCUCGGAGGGAGAGAUCAAGAGCCGCUGCUCUUCCACUUGCCUCUCUCGAUCAGUCCAAGGAUGCGGUCCUUUAAAGAGCUUGCCAGAUGGUCGCCCGUAAUCCGAAGCGGACCUGGUCUUCUUACGCUCACAGAGUAGUGGGGGGUUAGGGCAUCACACAGGAGCUAAGCGAUUACAAGGAUACUUAAGCCAUAGCUUCUUUAACAAGGAAAAUGUAUUUAUAUGGUCCUGACCUCCACCCAGUCAUGCGCCAUCCAUCUCUCACCAUUCCAGCGGCUCAGUGCUUAGCAUAGGUGCCUUUCGGACUGUGUGUCUAGCUUCCCUGUGAUUUAAAACCAUUUAAAGUAUUUGACAAGCUGCCGUUCCGUCAUGGACUAGCGGAAGUCCUUGUGGUUGAGAGCACGCGAACUACCCAACUUCUCCCCUUCUCCCUACCCCUGCCCCACCGUGCCCGGCAGUCUCCCAGCUACAUGAAGAGCCCAUAGGUCACCCAUUCUGGAGACCAGUAGGCAGCGAAGAGGGGAACGUGGUUAGUGCAUUAAGUAACUGGCAAUGAUCUCAUUCUGCUCAUGCGAACGGUGUAGAAAAGCCAUUGCAUUACACACAGCGUCACUCUGUUUAUGUCGUACGACUGGACCAGCUCCCGUCCUGCUGAUAGACAUUUAAGCCUUAAUAAAAUUAUGGUU